UUCUGCAAACCCAACUUUUUCUUUCUUACUUUCCCACCAAAGCCCGUUCUAAAGAAAUAAGCGAAAUUCAGAGGAAACAGAGACAUGGGUGGCAAGGUCUCUAAGCAAAGUAAAAAAGACGAUGUGGUUUUGCUUUGUAGGGAGAGAAAGUGGCAGCUGAAUUUGGCUGUGAAGAGAAGGGAUGCGUUUGCAGAUGCACAGGGCGAGUAUAACAAGUCGCUGUGUGCAGUGGCAGUUGCUAUAAGGUCGUUUGUAGAAAGCCAUUCCUCUCCAACCAAAAACACCAAUGCUUACCCUUCUUCUGAUUCUGGAAUUUCUAGAAGCUCUUCUUCAGAGAUAGACAGAGAAAAAAAGCUACAAGAAAGUUCAGAUGAUAGAGAAGAAGUUGAAGAGAAUAGUGAUCAUAAUGCUGGGACCGAUGGGGAAGAAUUGGGGUUGGUUUUGCUGAAUGAUGAGGCUGUGAGAGAAGGGAGGGAAUUGUUGGAAGCAUUGAAAGAGGUUGAGGUCCAAUUCCUUAGGGCCUAUAAUUCCAGUUUGGAUGUUUCCAGGAUGCUAGGCGCCAACAUGGAUCAAAAGCAAUCUGCCUUGGGGGAAACUGAAGAGAACUCAAGUAAACUCAAAAAAAGCAGCUCCAUCUCAUCUAUAUUAUCUUCGUUUUCCUCCCGAAGAGGCCUCCUUAACAGAAGUUGUUCAAAAAUCACUCAUUAUAGUGGUGGUCUCUUUGAUGACAAUGGAGCAAUGGGAUCCGAGUGCCAUUCGUUAACACUAGGGACACUAUAUGCUUGGGAGCAAAAACUCUAUGAGGAGGUGAAGGCUGGAGUGGAAACCUGGAGAUUAUAUGAUCGAAAAUGCUCCCAAUAUUCAAGAAACCAAGGACAUGGCCUAAAGACUGAAGACAAAAUUAGAGUUGAAGUAAAGGAAUUGCGUUCCAGAGUUGUGGUUGCCAAAAGAAAUGUGGAAUCAAUAUUUAAUGAAAUUCGAAAACUGAGAGAUGAGGAGCUGCAACCACAACUUAUUGAGUUGUUACAAGGGCUGAUGAAAAAUUGGAAGAUCAUGUCAGAAACUCAUGAAACACAACACAGAAUCAUGUCCGAAGUGAAGUAUGUAAACUGUCCAUCCUAUGAAAAGUUGUGUAAUGACUCACUCCAACUUGUUACUCAUGAGUUUGAAGCAGAACUUCAAAAAUGGCGUGCUUGCUUUGCUUCAUAUGUUUCUUCACAAAAAGAAUACAUUGAAGCACUUGAUGGUUGGCUACAUAAGCCUGUUGCUCCUGAAAGUGAAGUCGACUCCGAUAUGUGGUCCUCGCUAAGGUGGUGUAGAGUUGGCAUUCUGCCAUCCCGUGAAAUUUGUGAUGAUUGGUUAGAUUCCAUAAAUAAGCUGCCACAUGAAGCAGUGGCUAGUGCCAUGCAAAACUUUGGCAAGGAUGUCCAAGCAUUGAUGGUUCGACAAGGCAAUGAUCAUCAACAAGAGAGGGAGAUAGAUGAGCUUGCUAAGGAACUUCGUAAGGGAUUUGGAUCGAAGAGAAGUAAGCGUAAGGAAAAGGAAAGUCAUGUGCGCCUGUUGAAAGACAUGGAGGACACGAUGUGUGAGUUUACGAAAACGCUAAACGAAGAGGUGGAACAACUUAAAACAAGCAUGAAGGAGACACAAAAUAUUACUGUCAACGGAUUCCAGACGGGGUUUUCGUCCGUGUUUAAAUCCUUAACCGAGUUUUCAAAGAGUGUUGUCGAAAUGUAUGAUGGCCUCCUUAUAAGAUUCAACGCGAAUGGAAUGAAGGUAGAUGACAAAAGUAGCCUACUACUAAGCAGUCAUGUUGAAGCCGAUGACCAAAAUAGCCAACCUCCAAGAAUUCGUGUUGAAGCCGAUGACCAAAAUAGCCAACCUCCAAGAAUUCGUGUUGAAGCCGAUGACCAAAAUAGCCAACCUCCAAGAAUUCGUGUUGAAGCCGAUGACCAAAAUAGCCAACCUCCAAGAAUUCGUGUUGAAGCCGAUGACCAAAAUAGCCAACCUCCAAGAAUUCGUGUUGAAGCCGAUGACCAAAAUAGCCAACCUCCAAGAAUUCGUGUUGAAGCCGAGGAGAGAAUAAAAAUUAAUAAAGGACAAAAAAAAGGGCAUAAAUGACAGAAAAAAUAAGCAUAACAGAUUUUUAGAAUCUU
This is a messenger RNA of Prunus avium (sweet cherry), 2156 nucleotides long. RefSeq names its product protein ALTERED PHOSPHATE STARVATION RESPONSE 1-like. Lineage: Eukaryota; Viridiplantae; Streptophyta; Magnoliopsida; Rosales; Rosaceae. The record is from RefSeq and is a predicted model, not a curated record.